Molecule: messenger RNA, 1066 nt
Organism: Amyelois transitella
Lineage: Eukaryota; Metazoa; Arthropoda; Insecta; Lepidoptera; Pyralidae
Product: tRNA pseudouridine synthase-like 1
Exons: 6
Coding region: 125-1066 (313 amino acids)
Biological process (GO): tRNA pseudouridine synthesis
Molecular function (GO): RNA binding; pseudouridine synthase activity
Source: RefSeq, a predicted model, not a curated record
UCAAAACAAACAAAUAACCUUAAAGAUAUAACCUAUGUUUUACAUUCUUCAUUUAUAAAUAAUUACGUUAUAGUAUCAUGUACAUAACUAUUAUAAUUUUAAGAUUCUGAAAAAAAACUGCACUAUGAAAGCCAGAUAUCUAGCAUUCUUUUCAUAUAUAGGAACUCGUUUCAGGUCGUCGGAGAAGUUGUGGUUAAAAAACAAAAAACACUAUCCAGAUCCAGAGAGUGUGCAAGGAAUAACUGAAAUUGGUCUGCUGAAAUUGAAGUCAUUAAUCUAUCCGAAUUUUGUUUUGUCUAGCCGAACAGAUGGAGGUGUUCAUGCCCUGAACUCAACAGCUCACUUUGACCUUGAACGAUAUGGCUCCAAUAUUUACAACCCAUACGACAUAACACACCACCUCAAUAAAUUCUUCUACAAAAAUGAUAUAAGCAUAUACAUGAAAAGAUGUAUUAGAGUUUCUGAUGACUUUGAUGCCAGACGCUGGGCUAUUUCCAGGAAAUACUUAUACAGAUUUGCAGUUCUGAAAAAAGAUUUACCUGAACAUGAGCAUAUAGCAACACUCAUUCCCAUUGAAGAAUGGAAAAGAUGUCAUUUUCUGAGAUUAAAAAAUUUUGACAUCGAAAAGUUCAAAGAAGGUGCGAAAUAUUUCCCCGGCUACCAUGACUUUACCACUUUCAAGAGGUUCGACAAGCUGACUCAGCACAAACACAACCGACGGCUGCUGUACUCUGUGGACGUGAGGCCCGGGGCGAGUCGGACCGUGACUGAGGGCAGGGACAAUUGUUUUGAUUACUGGGAAGUCGAGAUCAAAGGACGGGCAUUUGUACACAAUCAAAUCCGCCGCAUGAUAGGUGCACUAAUGAGCGUUGCCAUUGGUAAAAUACCACCGGAGGAAAUAAAGGUGAUGCUGCAGGUGCCUUCCAAGAACUCCUGGUACAGCUUCAUGGCGACGGGACCUCCGGACGGUCUGUACUUGUGCGACGUCGAGUACAAUCCUGAAGACUUGGUAUACAAGGAGGAAAGUGUCGAUAAAACUGAAGAAUUGGAUGGUGAUAGUGAAUAA